Saccoglossus kowalevskii is the source of this 1613-nucleotide messenger RNA. Its product is annotated as carbohydrate sulfotransferase 1-like. NCBI's taxonomy places the organism in Eukaryota, Metazoa, Hemichordata, Enteropneusta, Harrimaniidae. The record is from RefSeq and is a predicted model, not a curated record. Gene Ontology annotation, molecular function: N-acetylglucosamine 6-O-sulfotransferase activity. Gene Ontology annotation, biological process: sulfur compound metabolic process; N-acetylglucosamine metabolic process.
GUCCGUUUCCACCGUCAGUCCCCGUAUGUUGCCACAGUUGUUGCUGCAAGCCGACACUCGAAGUGUUUGGAGGAUGUUUGUGGCGUUCUCUUGGCGAUAAUUGGAUUGGAGAACACGGAGUUUAGGCCAGUCGAGCAGCUGCGGUUGGUGGAGCCAGACUGAAAAUUCAUAUUAAAAGAGCCUGCCAGGUCUGGAGGAAACAAAUAACAAAUAUGGUUCCAGUCAAAAGACUAGUGGCAGUUGUUGUAAUGGCCCUGGUUAUUGCGAAUGUUUUGUUAAUGACGUCAUGGCGGGAUAACGUUAAUAAUUAUUACCGAAGUUCGAUAAAAUUGCGAGAGGAUGCCAACAUUCCAACAACGAGCGCUACAGCACCUGGACCAAUACGUGUAUUGAUACAUGCCCGGAUGCGAACUGGUUCGUCCUCGACCGCGAGAUAUAUUUCUUCACGUCCUGACUUCCAGUACUUGUACGAGCCUGGUUUGAUAUUUCGCCAUUCUCAACAGUACACGUUUAAUGCAUAUGACGACAGUUUCUCGCAGUUAUCGCCACUGCAGCCGGAGCUUUCUGAAGUGAUAGAGGGUUUCUUUCAAUGUAAUUAUUCCCAUAGUCCUUUAUUGGUCUAUUUUCUGAAUCGCGCCCCCUGGGUCACAACUCAAAUGAACAUCAGUAAUUUAGGGGUAAAAAACAAAACAAUCACUCCCGAAAAAUUGACUUCAUAUUGUAAAACAAAACGUCACAGUAUUGUUAAAACUAUUCGAAUUACCAAUAUUCUUGAAGCGAUGUCCUUACUACAAAGAUAUAACGUAAAAGUUAUUAUCCUUGUCCGUGAUCCACGAGGAAUGAUUUCAUCCAGAGAGCGGUUCCAAGUAUGGCGGUUCAGCAAUGAAUGGUCGCGUAAGGUUAAUUUACCGAAGUUCAAACAUGCUGUACAAAACCAUUGUCAGUGGUUAGACGCCAACAUACAGGCUGUGUUAUACGGUCCAGAGUGGUUUAAAGCAAGUUACAUAGUUGUACGCUACGAAGAUUUAACAGAUAGGCCAUUUGAACUCGUCCCGAAGUUGUAUGAUUUCAUAGGCCUGGAUGCGAAAGACAUCUCAGCUGAAAUGUACAAUGUAACGAAGAUUGGCAACGGGAUGGCGUGGCGACACGUGCUACCGUGGGAGAGAACGUUGACUGCCCAGUCGUCUUGCCCAGGCAAUGUGUUUGACGUAUUUGGAUAUGUAAAAGCCAAGAGUGAACACGAAUUGCGUGAUGAGUCAUUUCUGCUGAUGCGAAACGUUUCUGAAUUAUCAGACAAAAUACGAUUUCUGAAGUAGAACGUCAUUGCAACUGACUUAUUAUAUAGGCCGUACACAUUGCGGGUUGAAACUUCAGAUGGUCUGUGGGUGAACAGAAUUGAAUAUCUACACAAAUUCUUAAAAUGAAAUCGAAAUUAAUUAUAUUUGUGUUGAAAGGCAUGGUCGUAGUGUGAUCAGAGUGAGAAUGACGCAAUGCCCAUGGUGGUUAGGAACCCACAACGGAUUGUAAGUUAUAUACUAGUAUAUAAAUCAUUGUACCAUCUAUUGUAAAAGACGUUGAAAUAAUUUAGAUAAAGUGCAAAAAGUCUCAAUGUG